Molecule: messenger RNA, 3838 nt
Organism: Neofelis nebulosa (Clouded leopard)
Lineage: Eukaryota; Metazoa; Chordata; Mammalia; Carnivora; Felidae
Gene: PRPF18
Product: pre-mRNA processing factor 18
Exons: 11
Coding region: 512-1603 (363 amino acids)
Biological process (GO): generation of catalytic spliceosome for second transesterification step; RNA splicing
Cellular component (GO): U4/U6 x U5 tri-snRNP complex; U2-type post-spliceosomal complex; U5 snRNP
Source: RefSeq, a predicted model, not a curated record
GCCCCUUUAUUCUGAACUUAUGAGCUAAUUGUAUUGUUCAGGUUUUUCCCACUCUAGUGCAUUCAUAUUGGUGAGCAGGUAACUUGGAACUCUGAUGUGAACUUCUGGUAUAAUGAGUGAAGAUCUGGCCCUAGUUAACUUAAUUGAAGUGUUCUACGAGGAGGCUUUUGCACCUGAACUAGCAGGUACAAGCAGGUGUGAUAACUUCUCAUUAAAAAUGCGCCACGACUCGGGUUUCAGCCCGCUUUCAAUUCUAUCUACUAGCAUAAACGGCAGGCGCGCUUCCGGAGGGCGCCACCAGGGGGUGCAAAUCCAAGCGGCUUCGUCAACAACAGGGGCCCUGGAGCGCUUCCUUCCGUCCUCUCGCUCACCUCAGCUUCCGCCGGAAGCGGUUCCUGUCAGUCGUCCUCCGGCGUUUGAGCUUGUUUGUGUUGGUUCGCGGCGCCUGGCCGAGUGAGGCUCGGACGGAGGAGCUGGAGAGGGAAGCUCGAGCGUAAACCCGGGCAGCGAGAUGGACGUUCUGAAAUCGGAGAUCCUCCGGAAGCGGCAGCUGGUGGAGGACAGGAACCUGCUGGUGGAAAAUAAAAAGUAUUUCAAGCGUAGUGAACUUGCCAAAAAAGAAGAGGAAGCGUAUUUUGAAAGAUGUGGCUACAAGCCUAUAAAUGAGAAGCCAUCGGGAGAGAUACAGCCAAAAGAGGAGAACCAGAAACCAUUAACUUCUUCGAAUCCUGUGUUAGAACUUGAACUUGCAGAGGAAAAGUUACCCAUGACUCUUUCUAGGCAAGAGGUUAUCAGAAGAUUGAGAGAAAGAGGAGAACCAAUCAGACUAUUUGGAGAAACUGAUUAUGAUGCAUUUCAGCGUUUAAGAAAAAUAGAGAUCCUCACACCAGAAGUUAACAAGGGAUUGAGAAACGAUCUGAAAGCAGCUUUGGAUAAGAUCGACCAGCAAUACCUCAAUGAGCUUGUUGGUGGCCAGGAACCUGGAGAGGAAGACACACAGAAUGACUUGAAAGUUCAUGAAGAAAACACCACAAUCGAGGAGUUAGAGGCAUUGGGAGAGUCUUUAGGAAAAGGGGAUGAUCAUAAAGACAUGGACAUCAUUACCAAAUUCCUUAAGUUUCUCCUUGGUGUCUGGGCUAAAGAACUGAAUGCCAGAGAAGAUUACGUGAAGCGCAGUGUGCAGGGUAAACUGAACAGUGCCACUCAAAAACAGACUGAGUCCUAUCUCAGACCCCUUUUCAGAAAGCUUCGGAAAAGGAAUCUUCCUGCUGAUAUUAAAGAAUCCAUAACAGAUAUUAUUAAGUUCAUGUUGCAGAGAGAAUAUGUAAAGGCUAAUGAUGCUUAUCUUCAGAUGGCCAUUGGAAAUGCCCCUUGGCCCAUAGGGGUCACUAUGGUUGGUAUCCAUGCCAGAACUGGUAGAGAAAAGAUCUUUUCUAAGCACGUUGCACAUGUUUUAAACGAUGAAACACAGCGGAAAUAUAUUCAGAGAGAGACCGUGCAAGCGGGGGAAGGGCAGAGACAGGGAAUCCCAAACAGGCUCCGUCCUGCCAGCGCAGGGCCCGACGCUGGGCUCGAUCCUGUCCUACCAACGGGGAGAUCAUGAUCUGAGCUGGAACCAAGCACUGGAUGCCUGACUGACUGAGCCACCCAGGUGUUCCCCGUCGGUGCUGUUUAAGUAACAUGCAUUGUUUUCUGAUUAUCAAAAUGCUUGGAAAACAUAUAGGCAACUAAACUGAAAACAAAACACUUCUUAAAAAGUUGUCAUGUACGUUGAGAAGUAAUUUUUACAUAUAGUUACACAGAUGUACUAAAGCCAAUAAUCAUUUCUGGGAAAAAUAGCCCCUCUCUCAUCCCAAACUGGCUCCUUCGGAGCAAGAUAAAGGUCAAACUUCAUGUCCAUGAACAUGGCCAAGGGGUAGCAUUGCUAGGCAGGUGCCCAGAGGCUGGCUCAGCGACUGGGAACAGCCCUUGCAGCCUGAGAAGGUGAAGGCCUCUACUCAACCCCCACCCACCCGCCCAGUGCUGGCUGGCACAGCUCAACUCUGUACUCUGUUCAGAAAUGACACCAAGCGGCCUGGUGUCGCCUGUGUGCUCUUUCCUUUUUCUUAGCGUAACUCGUAGUACCUUCUGAGAUGUUUGUACGGACUCCUACAGGGAUGGAACUGUGGGCCUUGACCCUCCAGCUGCUGAAGCCACAUUCCUGUGAAUGAUGUUGGUCUGUGAUGCCCGGUUAGUAGCUCUGUGUUUUUACUGCUGGAUUUUCGAGGCUGACACCCCAUCUUGGGGUAGAAAUCUCUCUUUGGAAACACCAUGAGGAUUCUGCAUAUGUGGCGGAAGCUGAUUUCCUCCCCUGCUGCUGCUGCUGCUGCUUUAUGGGUGGGGAUGUGUGAAGAGACCCUAAUCCAACAUGGUACAGGGAACAGUGAGUUUAAAGAGCAGCCCCAUGAGCCAGUUUGUAAGAAUCAACAGUUGAACCCAUUUUUCUGUUCAAUUCGCUGACCUCUCUAGGAACAAAGAGCUGAAGGCAUUGCGCAUUUUGUAAAUGUUUGUCAUCGGGCUUUUGAAACACUGAAAGGGGCACCUGGGUGGCUCAGUGGGUUAAGCAUUCGACACUUGAUUUUGGCUCAGGUCGUGAUCUCAUGGUUUGAGAGAUAGGGUCUUGAGGAGGGCUGUGGGGAGCCUGCUUGGGAUUCUCUCCCUCCCUCUCUCUGCCUCUCCUCUGCUCUCUCUCAAAAGAAACCAACUUAAAAAAAACAAACAUACCAUGAAAGUUGGAAAACUCAAAGCAUCUGUGGCUCACUGUGGCCUUUAAUGGGAGUCCUGGGCCUGGAAAGCCUGAAAUACAGUGGGGUUAAUGCUUUCAGAAGCAAAAGUGCCAUCCAGGCCCAUAAGAUGCUGGCCACGGAGAUCUGUUCCGAUAUUUAAGUGGUAAAGGGCUAACUGGAUCGCAGCCAUCCUGCAAACUCCCUCCCCAAGCUGACAACACUGACUCUUGCCAUGGUGCCUGAGGGACUGAGAAAGUGUUUCCGGGAAAAGGUGGCAUACAGUGGCCCACAGGGGGCAUAUAGUGUUUUUGGGGGGACGGUCCCUCCCUAACACUCGUCCUGGUGGUGCCCUCCACUCUCCCCAGGGUGGGCAAGCGGGCCAAGUCGAAUCUACCCACCAAUGUCAUGGUUCAAAGCAGGGCAGAGGCCCAAGCCAGGCCACGUGGCCCUCACACCCGGAGGAUGGGUUUCCUCCUGAGAAGGCAGUUCUUGGUGGGAGCAGGAAGCAGAAGGGGAGCUAGAGAACCAGAAAGGUCCAGCUCCCUGUUGCCCAGAAGCACGAGACCAGCAUGAGCCUGUAUGUAAAACGCAUCCGUUUCUAAAAGAACAGCUGGAUCCAAGCUGUGUUUCUGGAAGUUGGAAUAAAUUCAGGUUACCUGCUCAGCCAGCCAGAGAGAAGACAUUUGCCUUAAUCCUAAGGAGCCUCCCCCCUAGCUUUUUGCUCCUGGCAAGAAUGACCUCCCUGAAGUUUGCAAGUCAAAGAACUGGGCUUCGGGAUAGUUCCAGGAGGAGACCAGACAGAGCAUUUCCAUCUCAAAGACACAGGGGAAGAAGGCAAGUUUCUCCAAGAAGGAUUUUGUUUCUUAAAUCCUGAUCUUUUGAAGUAUCUGCAAAGCUUUUGGAGAUGAAUAGGGGGGUUUGGGGAUUGGUAAGAAACGAUGGGGUGGGCAGUGAACUGUUUCCAGAGCUGUGUUACUGUUCCUGUAGAGCCUGGGUUUGUAAGACGGGGGACGCUUGUCUUUAGUUCCUCAAGGAGUGUGGUUGCAACUUGACUGAAUAAAGUCAACGAGCUU